CGUCCGAAUUCCCACCAUUAUUCUAGCUAGAUGAGUUCCUUGAGCUUCCAUAAAGCUGCUGCAAGGCCGAAACACAAUGCGAUUCCAAGCAGAUGGAGGUUGGAAAUUGGGUGAUUGACAACGCAUGAUGUUGCGGCUGAGGAUCUAGAUGCUUUUUCAUUCUUGGCAAACCUACAGCCUCCCCUUUCUUUUAACCUCGUAUCCAUGGCUCACCGGCCUUCAUUUUCUCUAACUGUCGCUCACAUUUUUGCUCAUAAUGCCGACCAUUGCCGAGAACGCUUUUCCUACUAAUCGCAAGCUACAGAAGGAUGGAUGGUUAUGCACCGGGGGUCCCUAUCAAGACUAUAUUGCUAGUCUAUGUAGCUGGAGCCCUGGAUUGAAGAAGGCAGAUCCCUAUAGUGGCUCAGCACCAGUCGCUUCUAGGGAGGUAAGGGCCACGCUGCUGACCGUCGACGAGGACCGCAAUUAUCACCGCGCUUUUGACAUGGUCAUACCGCAGGAUCUCAACCUUCUGGCCGACCAACUUCAGACCAGAGUCGGUUCAAAAAACGUCUGGCUCGUCACCAAUAUCAACUGCGACACAGUUGCGCUUCUCGGGGAGCACUUCAAGACCGACCCAGACUUCUUUCUUCAGUACGAGCGCAGCUCCAAGUGGCGCAGGUGGCAGGAGGAGCCCAAUCUUGUUCCAAGCUUGCCUUCUACAGUAGCAAAUCAGCGGCACCGCAUUCUCAAAUACUGCGACUUGAGGGACUUCGGCCCAUAUUUGGACUCUUAUAACUUGUCCUGCGCCGAUACGGGGAGAUUUAUCCACAGGAUGAAGCGAAAGGGCCGCUUUGUGAGUCCUUCCAUAGUUGACAGGAGGUGUGGCUUCUGGUAUCGGACUGUCGGAGACGGGUGGGAUGUGGUGAUACUAUGCGACCCACCACUUCGCCAAGUCCAUGUAUGGCGACCCGAAGAUCCCGCGCGAUUAGACAGACAGUGGCACUCCCUUAAGAUAAAUGUCGAGAAUGACAAGCCCUUCCAGGACGGGUAUUGCGACUUCAUACCCAGAAACGAAGCACUGUCGGAAAUUCCCCUGGGUCCUUUCAAAAACUCACUCCACGAAGAUCUCUGCUACUACCUCCUCAACCGCAUGGACACGCUCCCAUCAUCUAAAGUUCCGCAGCACGGCUAUUGGAUACCACUCAUCUUUCUCCAGAAGAUUAUAGCAUCACACUACAUGCAGCUGAUGAAUUUCACGACCUCGCAUCUCAUCCACAAGGAAUGGCCUCUCAUUCGGCGCGAAUCCCUAGCAGACCUGGAAAUAUCCUGGGCUGAAGCACGCUGGAGUGAGAUUCAAGAAGUCAUGAUGCGAUGCAACGAAUACGUCGAUAACCUUGAAUCUCUAUUCAUCACCCUGGGCAUUCCAUUCGAAGAGCCCAUACCUUCCGCCAGCACCUACUGGUGGGAUGCAAAACUCGACUUCCAGUUCAUUCUCCGAAGAGCAAAAGCCAUCAAAUCGAGAACGGCAGACCUAAACAAUGCAUUCACCGGUUUGACCGGCAUCGUGGGCAAUGCCCAGGCCCACCAGGAAGCCCGACGCUCGCUGGUCGAAGCCAAACGCUCUGUGCGCGAGGCCAAGAAUAUGAAGGCACUGACCUUUGUCGCCAUGGUCUUCGUCCCGCUAGCUUUUACCUGCGCGCUGUUCAGCAUGAACGAUAAGUACAAUCCGGGCGGCGCAGACUUCUGGGUCUUCUUCGCCGUCAGCAUCCCACUGGUGGCUCUUGUGUUCGUCGGCGCUCUCGUAGCGGAUAUGGGCUAUAACGAUGAUGGGGAGUGGAUCUGGAAGACGUUCGGUUUUCAGCUGAGGAAUGCUGUGAGGGGGAAGAGCAAGGGUAUUCUUGACUCUGAAAGACAUCUAUCGAACGAUGAAAAGCCGGGGCCGGUGGUUACCGUCACCAUGGGUUCGACUUCCGGCUCCAGUCAUCGCUACCCGCCGAACAAAGCAGCAUACGCUCUUUGACGCUCUUUGAAUCGCUCUUUGUACCUCCACACUGCAUUGUACAUCCGCACCCCUUUUCAGUCAAACAGUCUGCACAUAUUUAUCUAUGCUUCCUGCAGUUGCUACCUCUCAACACACCACUGAUCUGCAUCGUUCAGGCUCACUUCAUACUCCAACAUGUGCAAACGCAACGGUAUCUUCUACACAUGCGGACACAUCCUACUCAACAACAUACAACCCUUCACAAUUUGUCCAAACGCUUGCCGAGUUCCACUAACACCGUGCUCCAGCAUUAGCGACGCCGUCGAGCCCUCAAUUGACCUAUGCGUGGACUGCUGGACGAAGCGGGAGAAGGAGCAGAAAGAGGCACGGGCCAGGAG
This is a messenger RNA of Trematosphaeria pertusa, 2361 nucleotides long. RefSeq lists its product as uncharacterized. Lineage: Eukaryota; Fungi; Ascomycota; Dothideomycetes; Pleosporales; Trematosphaeriaceae. Gene Ontology annotation, molecular function: metal ion transmembrane transporter activity. The transcript is spliced from 2 exons. Bases 257 to 2002 code for a protein of 581 amino acids. Gene Ontology annotation, biological process: transmembrane transport; metal ion transport. Gene Ontology annotation, cellular component: membrane. The record is from RefSeq and is a predicted model, not a curated record.